GGAUAUGAGGAGUGGUUUUCCGCGGUGGUUGGAAAACGAUGGGUGUUUAAAUCAAAGUUUAUGUUGGUGGCAUUUGGGGUCGGGGCAGGUUGUGUGGGUGGUUUUGGGGGUCGACGGUGGGUUAGGUGGAGUGCUUAAGGGUCGAUCGACCGUUUUUUGGUGGUUAAGGGAGUGGCCGGCUGUUUUCUGGCGAGAAAAGGGGAGGGGGCUAGGGUUUGGCGGUGGUGGGAAGGUGGCUGGGAAAAUUUGGGUUUUUUUUUGUUUUUUUUUUAUAAUUUUUUUAUUUUAUUUUAUUUUUUAAGAAUUAAAAUAAAUAGACUAAUCAUAUCAUGACAUGUGUCAUGAUUAGACCCUAAUGACUAACGAAGUUAACGACUUGUAGUCAUUAAUGACACUCGGUGAAUUAUUUAAAAAAUGAGUGGCAUUUGGUGAAUUCUGAAAAGUCCGAUGACAUUUGGUGAAUUUUUAAAUUUGUGGCAUUUGGUGAAAUAGCCAAAAAAAAAAUCUAUUUUUUUUUUAAAAAAACCCAUCAGCCAGCCCCAACGAACACCCUAAGGUUCUAACCCAACCUUCGGCAGCCCCUCCUCCACCGCCGAACCCCAUCCCCAGAGCUGAAACCCCCAUUCCCACCAUUACUUAGAAAAAAACCGGCCCAAUUCCAACCCUUAUACCCAUGAAAACCAUCAAGCCCUUAAUAUCAAUGAAUAUAAGGAAAAAAUUAUUCAAUGAAUCAAUUUCUUCAAGGGAUGGCUAGGCUUGAGGUUGAAUAUGGGUAAGAGUUUCGAGAUUUUACGGAGUAUUUUAUAAAUCCGUGCAUUGUACUUGCUAGAAUUAUUACUCUCUUUCUCCCGUUUCCCUCUCUUACCCUUCUAUUCAACCUCCUUGUCCUUCGUCUUCAAGCUCCGACACUCUCUUAGCUAUGGAUUCCGACUUCGACUUCGACUUCGACAUCGACAUAGACACCGACUUAGACUCCGACUUCAGUGACUCCAUCUCAGCCAAAACCAAAAGCAAAGGGAAAAAGAAAACCAACAAAGUAGAUAAAAACAAAACCAACAGAAAACAGAGAAAAACUACAGCAACACCAGAACCUUCUUUCAAUCACUCCACUACUACUCAAACUACGACUACUACUUCUACCGACGAUAAUUCGGAAAUUAAAGUUUCAACGUUUGAUUAUUCAAUCGAGAAUCAUUUUAGGUUUAUUGAUUCAAUCAACAAUCUUUGCGGUCGAGGCGGAAAUUCCAGUUUCAUUGAUACCGAAAUUGAACGCUUAGCAUCGACAAUCACUUUCCUCAGUGAAUGGAGGUAUUUCAAUUACAAACCAAAAACUAUUCGGUUUGAUUCUGAAUUUGAGCAUCCUGAUGGCGAUAAAGCCUGUAAUGAGAUAACUUUAUCUCAAUUCUCAGCUGCUACGGUGCCAAAGUGUGAUACGGAGGCGAAUAAAGUUCCUGGUGCUGUGUUGUCUAGUGAUUCCAGGAAAGACUUUGUAUUAUAUGUUGGUGGACUAGUUUGGUCAUUGGAUUGGUGUCCUAGGACUGAUCAAGGAAUAGAAUCUGGUGUAAAAUGUGAGUUUCUUGCUGUUGCUGCCCAUCCUCCCGAUUCAACAUAUCACAAGCUAGGAAAUCCCCUUAAUGGACGAGGGAUGAUUCAGAUUUGGUGUCUAUUAAAUUCUACAGAAAAGGAAGCUAUGCAAGCUUCUGCAGGGAGCAUAAAACGGAAAUAUCAAACAAAUAAAGCUGCAAAGAAGGGAGAGAUUAAUGUCAGUAAACCUGUAACACCUAGAGGAAGACCUAGAAAGAAUCCAAUAGAGAAACCUGCCACUGAUCCUGAAAUGCAGAUCAGUAAAGAUCUUGUUGUGCAGCUUCCAGAAAAUACCAUGCUGAGCUCUCACUCCUCCCAGGACAUAUUAACUCCCAUUAGUCAAUCAGAAGAAAAACAUCAAAAUAUUGUGGUUUCAAAGGAAGAAAAUAAACAAAAGAAACCCAGAGGAAAAGCUAGAAAAAAUCCAAUAAGUAGUUCCUCAAUUGAAGAUUCUGAAGGCCAGUUUAUUCCAGCUCUUGCUGUUCAGCUUCCAGAGCCAUUUAAUGUGCCUCCUGUUGAUGAAUAUAUAGUCAGUGACCCUUGUGCAAAGAAAGUAAAGAAAAGAAAAAGGAAAGAUGUUCAUAAUGAAAAUAUUAUAACGAAUGAAAAUGCUGGAAUAUCCAAUUCCGAAGGGCUGUCUUUUCAAGUUCUUGCCACUGAAAUUCCAGAAAGUAUGAAGAAUGUAUCCCCAACUGAAGAUAUCUUAUUGAAUACUUCAGGGCCUCUUGAAGAAACAGGUAAAAGGCGUACCAGUAAAAGAGUACUUGGAACUGAUCUGGAUUGCACUCUUGCAGUGUUGAGGAGAAGGUCUAGAAACAAGUCAAAAACAUGUAAUAACUUAGAUCAUGACAACAUUGGGUUGCCAACAGAAAAUUUGGGCAAAGGACCUUCUUUAGCAAGCAUAGAAGAAAAUCUCUGUCAAAAAGACAAUAUGGUAUCGAAAGAACAUGUCAUGGGUGACAGUUAUCUUGGUUUCGGUGACAGUCAUGUCCUAAAAGAUGAUGUUCUUCCUAGAGUUGUCUUGUGCCUGGGUCAUGAUGGAAAAGUUGCAUGGGAUGUGAAAUGGCGGCCCCUUAAUGCUGAUGAGUCUGUUAACGAGCAUAGGAUGGGCUAUCUUGCUGUUGUUCUUGGGAAUGGAUCUGUGGAAGUGUGGGAAAUUCCUUCUCCUCAAGUAAUUAAUCGUAUUUAUGCAUCUCGACAUGCAAAAGGCCCAGAUCCUCAAGAUCCUCGUUUUGCUAAAUUGAAGCCUGUAUUUCGAUGCUCAAUAUUGAAGUAUGGUGUUAGACAGAGUAUGCCUCUGACUGUGGAAUGGUCGGCUUCCCCUCCACACGAUUUUUUAUUGGCUGGAUGUCAUGAUGGAGUGGUUGCUUUGUGGAAGUUUUCAGUAGAUGUUCAAUCUGAAGAUAUCAGACCUCUGUUGUGCUUUAGUGCAGAGACAAGUCCUAUUAGAGCCCUUACUUGGGCCCCAUUUGAAGGUGACCCAGAGAGCUCAAAUAUUAUUGUCACUGCUGGGCAUGGAGGGCUGAAGUUCUGGGAUUUGCGUGAUCCGUUCCGGCCUUUGUGGGAUGCAAAUCCUUCACAACGUUUCAUUUAUGGUCUUGAUUGGGUGCCUGAUCCAAGAUGUGUACUUGUAUCCUAUGAUGAUGGAACACUACGGAUGCUUAGUAUAUCACGAGCUUCAUAUGAUGUUCCUGUUACUGGACAGCCUUUUAGUGGAACACAGCAACAAGGAUUGCACAGUUAUUAUUGCUCAUCAUUUGCCAUUUGGAAUAUUCAUGUGUCACGACUAACAGGGAUGGUUGCAUAUUGCUGUGCAGAUGGAACUGUACUCUAUUUUCAGCUAACACAUAAAGCAGUGGACAAAGAUCCAUUGAGAAAUCGGGCCCCACAUUUUAUCUGCAGUUCAUUUUCAAGUGAAGAAUCAGCAGUCACUAUGAACACUCAGUUACCAAGUUCUCCACAGCCAAUGAGAAAGUCAGCAACUGAAUGGGCAAAUACGCCUAGACCUGCAAGAACUGUUGCAACGGGUUUAAAUCAGGCAAAAAGGACUAGAAAAGGGACUGAAAAAGGCCAAAAACCAGAUGAUCAGGUUCUUGCAUUGUGUUACGGUGAUGAUGCUGAAGGUGUAGACACAAAUGAGGCUCAGACGAGUGUGAAAGCUGGAAAAGGAAAAUCAAUCAAAUCGAGAAAGUCUAGUGAUGAUCAAGCACUGAUAUGUGCGGAUAGAGAUGGGGAGAGUAUUGAUGGAAAACCAGAGCCCAAAGCAGAAGUAGUUGCUGAAAUCGAUGUUUUUCCUCCAAAGGCGGUCUCUAUGAAUAAAGUGAGAUGGAACAUGAAUAAGGGAAGUGAGAAAUGGUUGUGCUAUGGAGGAGCAGCUGGAAUAGUGCGGUGUCAGGAGAUCGUUGCCCCUGAGUUUGAUAAGAAACUUUUAAGGAGGUAACUCCGAGAUUUAAUUCCUGUUUGUAGAGUGCUAGGUUUGUAUUAAUUGUAUAUAUUGGGAUACUAGUCUAUGCAGUUUUUCUGCCCUCCAGUAUUGGGUCUCCA
Messenger RNA from Chenopodium quinoa (quinoa), 4128 nucleotides. RefSeq lists its product as uncharacterized. The coding region runs from base 920 to 4024 and encodes 1034 amino acids. Gene Ontology annotation, cellular component: transcription factor TFIIIC complex. Gene Ontology annotation, molecular function: protein binding. NCBI's taxonomy places the organism in Eukaryota, Viridiplantae, Streptophyta, Magnoliopsida, Caryophyllales, Amaranthaceae. Gene Ontology annotation, biological process: transcription by RNA polymerase III. The transcript is spliced from 15 exons. The record is from RefSeq and is a predicted model, not a curated record.